AUGCAGACAAUCAAAUCUACAGGGGGUUUGACAAGAGGCCGGGGUAUGGAAGAGAAGCAGCGGACACGCUGGCUUCUUGCAAUGCCCGCCUGUGCUGACAUCAAUGAAUCAAUGCAGGAACUUACAGGUGCAAGAUACAGUACUAGUGAUCAGCAUAAGGACCUUUUUGUUGCACGGAAGGAACGCGAUCAUAAAGACACUUACGAGAUCUUCCAGUACCUCAGUGACUACAACCCAUUUGUGUCAGAAGAAGGAGCAUUACAGAGCGUAGCCACUGGCGUGACUGCAAGUGCCUCGUGUAACCCACAUGAAGCAAGGAAAGUCGGAGAAGCUAUCUUGGACAAAAUAGAGGGACAAAACGCAUUUGAUUUUGUCUUCAGAAGGAAGGACCAAAUAGAAACAAUGGGACUGAAACAGCUGGUUGUGGAUGGCAAAAAACUAAAAAUUGACCCUCAGCUUCUCUUUCAGAGGCUGCUAAUUCUAACUAAUAACAGUGAGUAUAGCAUGGACGAUCUAUUGAAAUAUGAACUUUCUGCGCAACCAACAGCAUUGUUUGAUAAACACGGUCUUCUCCGCCCUGCAGACAAGCCACAACUGGCUGAUGCGCUACCGUCCACUCCAUCAAAUGAAGGCCAGCAAACCAGUGUACAAUGUCCUCGAUGGAGGUUCUCUUUUACAGAUAUUUCCCUGGAAAAGGGGUGA
Gigantopelta aegis is the source of this 702-nucleotide messenger RNA. RefSeq lists its product as uncharacterized. Lineage: Eukaryota; Metazoa; Mollusca; Gastropoda; Neomphalida; Peltospiridae. The record is from RefSeq and is a predicted model, not a curated record. The transcript has a single exon. The coding region runs from base 1 to 702 and encodes 233 amino acids.